AUGGGUCCAGGCGGCGGAGGCAAUAUUAAGGUGGUGGUUCGGGUGCGGCCUUUCAACAGCCGAGAAAUCGAACGUGGUGCAAAAUGCAUUGUAUCAAUGAAAGGCGCCCAGACGGUGAUCAACCAACCGCCUGGCGUUCAGGAUAGCUCACGAAAAGGUGGCAAGGGUGGUGUUGAAGGUCCAAAGACCUUCGCCUUUGAUCGAUCGUACUGGUCAUUCGACAAGAACUCUCCCAACUAUGCCGGACAGGACAACCUCUUUGAUGAUUUGGGUACACCACUGCUAGACAAUGCCUUUGGCGGUUACAACAACUGUAUCUUUGCGUAUGGCCAGACAGGUUCUGGAAAGUCAUAUUCGAUGAUGGGAUAUGGAAAAGAGUAUGGUGUCAUCCCCCGUAUCUGCCAAGAUAUGUUUGAGCGGAUUACCCAGAUCCAACAGGACAAGCUUCUCAAUUGCACGGUGGAAGUCUCAUAUCUAGAAAUUUACAACGAACGAGUGCGCGAUUUGCUCAACCCGUCCAAUAAGGGUAACCUGAAGGUCCGUGAGCAUCCUUCGACUGGUCCAUAUGUCGAGGAUCUGGCCAAGUUGGUGGUACGGUCCUUUGAUGAAAUUGAAAACUUGAUGGACGAAGGAAACAAAGCACGAACGGUAGCUGCGACGAACAUGAACGAAACAUCCAGUCGAUCUCACGCCGUCUUUACUUUAACGCUGACGCAAAAACGUCACGAUUCGGAGACUUCCAUGGAUACCGAAAAAGUGUCAAAGAUCAGUCUGGUUGAUUUGGCAGGUUCAGAGAGAGCCAAUUCUACUGGAGCUACGGGCGCCCGACUGAAAGAAGGUGCAGAGAUUAAUCGUUCUCUAUCCACACUGGGUCGUGUCAUUGCAGCCCUGGCCGACGUGGCUGUUGGAAAGAAGAAGAAUGCUUCCAUGGUUCCUUACCGUGAUUCUAUUCUCACUUGGUUACUGAAAGAUUCUCUGGGUGGUAAUUCUAUGACCUCCAUGAUUGCAGCCAUCUCUCCUGCGGAUAUCAACUUCGAAGAAACCCUGGGUACGCUACGGUACGCUGAUUCGGCGAAAAGAAUCAAGAAUCACGCUGUAGUGAACGAAGACCCGAACGCUCGUAUGAUCCGCGAGCUGAAGGAGGAACUGGCCCAGCUGCGUUCAAAGCUCGGCGGCGGUCCUGGUGGCACCGGGGCCGCUGGUGGAUUACCAGGCGAAGAAUCGUACCCGCCUGACACACCCCUGGAAAAACAGAUGGUUUCUAUUCACCAGGCUGAUGGUUCCGUCAAAAAGGUUAGCAAGGCCGAGAUUGUGGAGCAGCUCAACCAAAGUGAGAAGCUGUACAAGGACCUCAACCAGACCUGGGAGGAGAAAUUACAAAAAACGGAAGAAAUCCACAAGGAGCGUGAGGCUGCCUUGGAAGAGCUUGGUAUCAACAUCGAAAAGGGAUUCAUUGGACUGAGUACGCCAAAGAAGAUGCCUCAUUUGGUCAACCUUAGUGAUGAUCCCCUGCUAGCAGAAUGCUUGGUUUACAAUAUCAAACCAGGAACCACGACUGUGGGACAUAUGGACCAAGGAAACAGUGUGGAGAUUCGAUUGAACGGCUCUAAGAUUCUUUCCAAGCACUGUACUUUCGAAAACGUGGACAAUGUUGUGACAAUUGUUCCUACUGAAGGUGCUGCGGUAAUGGUCAAUGGUAUGCGGGUUGAUAAGCCCAAGCGUCUCAAGAGUGGUUUUCGCAUCAUCUUGGGUGAUUUCCACAUCUUCCGUUUCAAUCACCCACAAGAGGCUCGUGCCGAACGAGUUGAACAGAGCUUAUUACGACACUCUGUGACAACCAGCCAAUUAGGUUCGCCCGCACCCAACAAAACCCAUGACCGCAAUAUGAGCAAAACUGGGUCCGAAAUCGACGGAGACUCCAGUAGGGCGGAUUCUCCAAUGCCAUCGCAACGGGGCCGAGAAUCGGAUUGGUUCCUUGCUCGAAGAGAGGCGGUAGGUGCCAUGCUUGGACCAGAUCAUAUCUCCCAUUUGCCAGAUGACGAGCUUGAUGCUUUGCUCGAAGGUGUACAGAAGGCCCGAGCAGAGCGUCGCGGGUUGCCCGAGAACGAAGAGGACUCAGACUCCCUCAGCUCCUUCCCCGUGCGUGACAAGUACAUGUCCAAUGGCACUAUCGACAAUUUCUCACUCGACACUGCCAUAACAAUGCCGGGGACGCCCCAUCAGAAUGGCGACGAGGAAGGAGCCACUGGUGGCGUUUCUCUAAACUCAGUUCGUCAAGACAUGCAGCGUCAAUUAGAUCGACAAAGAGAGGAGUUUCAUGAUAAGCUUAAGAUCGCUGAAGAUUCUUCCAACCAAGACCCUGCUGAAAUUCGGACCGAGCAGCAGCGUAUGGAGGACGCACUCAGGUUUGCCAAGGAAGACUACGAGGAGCAGCUGAGAGUUCAGAAGGAGGAGUUUGAAACACAAAUGCGAGACAUGGGCAAGCCAGUUCCGCAAAUCUAUGAAAAUGGGUUCGCCAAACUAGACGAACGGGAGCUUGAAAUCGCCAAAUCCGUCUUCCGUCACUGGUCCAAACGCAAUUAUGUCCGCAUGGCUGAAAAAAUACUGCAGCACGCAUCCCUCAUCAAGGAAGCGCAGAUCAUGAGCCACAUCAUGGACAAGAAUGUGGUCUUCCAGUUUGCUAUCGUUGAUCAUGGCCAUAAUAUGGCCUCGUCUUACGACCUUGUCCUGAAUGGAAUUUCUGGUGAUGACGAUAUCGUGCUAGAAGAGGCCAAGAAACCGUGUGUUGGCAUCCGGGUAAUUGAUUAUAAGCAGCGUGUCAUCCACCUCUGGUCGAUUGAAAAGCUUCAACGCCGCGUGCAAUCCAUGCGCCAACUACACCAGUACAUUGACAGGCCCGACUAUAUCCAGCACUUUAAACUCGAAAAUCCAUUUUCGGACCCGUGUUCCCCACAAUACUCUCUCAUUGGUGACACAGAUAUCCCCCUGACCGCUGUUUUCGAGACACGCGUGCAAGAUUUCUCUGUUGAGAUCACUUCGCCUUAUACCCAGAGUGUUGUUGGGAUCAUCCGAUUGUCCCUGGAACCAUCAUCCGCGGAGGCCCCUUCAUCCACAUUGAAAUUUAAUGUGGUCAUGCGGGAUAUGGUUGGCUUUGCUGAGUGGGAAGGGACGGAAGUACAUGCACAGCUCUUCGUUCCUGGAAUCUCCGAGGAAGGAGGGGCUACCACCACACAAAUGAUAAGUGGAUUUGAAGAGAGCCCAGUACGGUUUGAAAGCGUGCAUAGUAUGAGCCUGCCGCUGUCAAGCCCGCGAACCGCCGCCCUCAAGGUCUGUGUUUACGCUCGCGUGACACCGGUACAUCUGGACAAGCUCCUGAGCUGGGAUGACAUGCGCGAUUCAGCCGACGUCACAUCCCAGAAGCGAACUGCUCCUCGGAUUGCAGAAUCAGAAUUCUACUCGGAAGAAAGACACGACGUUUUUGCGAGAAUUCAGAUUCUCGAGCUUGCAGAGUCUGGUGAAUAUUUACCGGUAGAGGUUGUUCAGAGUACUAAUCUCGAUGCCGGCACCUAUCAGCUUCACCAGGGUCUGCAGCGUCGCGUCUCCAUCAACCUCACCUAUAGUUCCACCGAGAGCCUCCCAUGGGAUGACAUCACCAAUGCUCGCGUGGGUUCUGUUCGUCUUCUGGAUCCGUGGGGUAAGAUCCCUGACCAGGAUUUACAAACUCCGGAUGUUCCCCUCAAGUUCCUUCAAGAACCCAUGGUAAAGGACAAUGCCGAUGGAACCUCCAAUGUCACGAUCAUAGGCCAGUGGGAUUCGAGUUUACACGGCUCCUUGCUGCUUGAUCGAGUCACCGCAGACAAAUACCGAGUUCAGGUCACAGUGCGCUGGGAUCUCAUAUCUUCUCGCCUGCAAGCCCCUGUUGUGUUCGAGGUCGAUCAAACAGUCCAAAUUCUUGGACGUACAUAUGUCCGCCAGCAAUCCAUGUUCAAACAACUGUGGAGCUCUAUUCGAGUUGUCCACUCGACCACUCGCAUGUAUUCCUUGGUCAUUCGACCGAUUUCCGCCAAGCGAGCCGCUGACCUUUGGCGAAUGAACACUCAGAAUGACUAUGUCAAAGGUGAAGAGCUCUUGACAGCAUGGGCGGCCCGCAAAGUGUCCCUGGUUCGGGAUUAUAUUGCAGCUCGCAAACAUCGAUACCGUGUAGCCGAAUUGCAGGCUGCUCGAGGUGCUCUCAGCGCUGGUAGCCUAGUGGCAUCAUCUGCGAGGGGCAGUGGCCGAUCUACACCUAUGAGGAACCAAGACCUCAACGAGCGGAAAACUAAACUUCUCCGCAAGUACAUUGAUCUCUGGCCGACCAAAAAAGACCCCACGGAGACUAUCCUCGUUGGCAGCAAUACUGAACCUCCCACCGAUGGCGCGCAGACUAGAUCGAACGGGGCCAACAACACAUCUGACAAGAUGUCCUUGAAGCCUCGCUUUGUGGCUACCAUUCAAACCUUACCCAAGAAUGCAUCCGCCCUAAAGUCAGGACAUGUCCUGACACCGGACGAUACAAACAGUGUCUGGGUUCGCCGAUUUGUGGAGCUUCGCCGGCCGUAUCUCCACAUCUACUCGGUCCCUGAUGGAGAUGAAAUAAACGCCAUAAACUUGCGCAACUCUCGCGUCGACCAUGCGCCUGACUUUGCCCGCCUUUUGGAUGGCUCCGGAGCCGGUACCGACCGCUCAUUAUCUGCUAAAGGACGUCCCAAUAUUUUUGCCGUCUAUGGAACGCAGAAUACCUACCUCUUUGCGACACGCACCGAGGCUCAAAAAGUAGAGUGGAUCCUCAAGAUCGACGAAAGCUACUUUAGCAGCAACGGCGGUAGUGCGGUUGCAAGUGGUGAUGAGCGAUAA
Molecule: messenger RNA, 4893 nt
Organism: Penicillium verhagenii
Lineage: Eukaryota; Fungi; Ascomycota; Eurotiomycetes; Eurotiales; Aspergillaceae
Product: kinesin-3 motor protein uncA
Exons: 2
Coding region: 1-4893 (1630 amino acids)
Biological process (GO): cytoskeleton-dependent intracellular transport; microtubule-based movement
Cellular component (GO): kinesin complex; microtubule
Molecular function (GO): ATP hydrolysis activity; ATP binding; microtubule binding
Source: RefSeq, a predicted model, not a curated record